CCGCGCGGAGAAGCCCAACCCGCUGCAGGGCGCCAACCUCUGCUCGCGGCUCUUCUUCUGGUGGCUGAAUCCUUUAUUUAUUAUUGGUCAUAAACGGAAGCUUGAAGAAGAUGAUAUGUACAAAGUGCUGCCUGAAGAUUCAUCAGAAAGGCUUGGAGAGGAGUUGCAAUGGUACUGGGAAAAGGAGGUCCAAAAAGCAAAAAAAGCAGCAAGAACACCACAUUUAACCAAAGCAAUUAUACUGUGUUAUUGGAAAUCCUAUCUAGUCUUUGGGCUCUUCACGUUAAUUGAGGAGACCCUCAAGAUAAUACAGCCAAUAUUUUUGGGAAAAAUUAUUAAUUAUUUUGAAAAUUUUGAUCCCCUUGACACUGUUGCUUUGAAUUUUGCCUAUGGCUAUACAGCUGCUUUGUCUGUGUGUACACUAAUUCUAGCUAUAAUGCACCACUUGUACUUUUAUCAUGUGCAACGGGCUGGCAUGAAGUUGAGAGUAGCUAUGUGCCAUAUGAUUUAUCGGAAGGCACUUCGUCUCAGUAACUCAGCUAUGGCAAAAACUACCACUGGCCAAAUAGUAAAUCUUCUAUCAAAUGAUGUGAACAAAUUUGACCAAGUAACAAUUUUCUUACACUUUUUAUGGGCGGGACCACUUCAAGCCAUAGCAGUAACCGUUCUUCUCUGGAUUGAAAUAGGGCCAUCGUGCCUUGCAGGAAUGGCUAUUCUGAUUAUUCUUCUUCCUUUGCAAACCUGUAUUGGGAGGUUGUUUUCUUCAUUCAGGAGCAGAACGGCAGCCUUUACAGAUGUCAGGAUAAGGACCAUGAAUGAAGUCAUAACUGGUAUAAAGAUAAUAAAGAUGUAUGCCUGGGAAAAAGCAUUUGCAGAUCUUGUGAACACUAUAAGAAGGAAGGAAAUUUCCAUGGUUCUUAAAAGCUCCUACCUUCGAGGACUGAACUUGGCAUCUUUCUUUGUUGCAAGCAAAAUAACAGUUUUUAUGACUUUCAUGACAUAUGUUCUACUUGGCAAUGUUAUCUCUGCAAGUCGGGUGUUUGUUGCGGUGUCACUGUAUGGUGCAGUAAGACUGACAGUAACUCUCUUCUUCCCUGCGGCUAUUGAGAGAGCAUCUGAAGCAGUGGUUAGCAUACGGCGAAUCAAGAACUUUCUGGUCCUUGAUGAGAUUUCAACUUUAAGGUCACAGCUGCAGAGUAACAAUGAGAGUAUUUUGCUUCAUGUUCAAGACUUGACUUGUUAUUGGGAUAAGAGCGUGGGAGUCCCAACACUUGCACAGCUUUCAUUUACUGUCAGACCAGGAGAAUUAUUGGCUGUGAUUGGCCCUGUAGGAGCUGGGAAAUCUUCUCUACUAAGUGCUGUACUUGGUGAAGUGCCAAAAGAUGAAGGUUUAAUAAAUGUUAGAGGAAGAACUGCCUAUGUUUCUCAGCAGCCCUGGGUUUUUUCUGGCACAGUGAGGAGUAACAUUCUAUUUGACAAAGAAUAUGUAAAAGAAAAAUAUGAAAAAGUUUUAAAAGUUUGUGCUCUCAAAAAAGACAUGGAAUUACUAGAAGAUGGGGACCUAACUAUUAUAGGGGAUCGUGGAGCUACACUGAGUGGGGGCCAGAAGGCCCGUGUAAAUCUUGCCAGAGCAGUGUAUCAAGAUGCAGACAUUUACCUCCUGGAUGAUCCACUGAGUGCAGUAGAUGCAGAAGUUGGCAGGCACUUGUUUGAAAAGUGUAUUUGUCAAGCCUUGCACCAAAAGCUCCGUGUUUUAGUGACUCAUCAGUUGCAAUACCUCCAUGCUGUAAACCAGAUUCUAAUCCUAAAAGAUGGUAGAAUGGUGGGGAAAGGGACCUAUUCCGAGUUUGUGAAAUCUGGAAUCGACUUUGCUUCCCUUUUGAAAAAAAAUGGUGAAGAUGAGCAGUUGGCAGUCCCAGGGACCCCCAAAUUGAAGUCAUCAAGGAAUCGUGCUUUUUCUCAGUCCUCAGUCUGGUCAGAGGAUUCCUCUGUGCAGUCGCAGAAAGAUGGAGCAGUAGAACAGUUGUGUACUGAACCUGUGCUGACUGCAGUGCCAGAAGAGAGCCGGUUGGAGGGAAAAAUAAACUUUAAAACUUACAGGAAAUACUUUUCUGCUGGCGCAAACUAUUUUAUCAUUUUUAUACUACUGUUUUUAAAUGUUUUGGCACAGGUUGCUUAUGUGCUCCAGGACUGGUGGCUUUCCUACUGGUCAAAUCAGCAAAAAAAUCUGAAUGUCACAACAAAUGGAAAUGGAGGAGUAAAUGAGACUACGCAUCUAGAUCUAACCUUGUAUUUAGGCAUUUAUGCAGGUUUAACAGUGGUUACAAUACUGUUUGGCAUAAUAAGAAGUCUUUUGGUAUUUCAAGUUCUCGUUAAUGCUGGCCAGAUUUUGCACAACAAAAUGUUUCAGUCAAUUUUGGAAGCUCCAGUGUUGUUUUUCGACAGGAACCCUAUUGGGAGAAUCCUAAACCGUUUCUCUAAAGAUAUUGGCCAUCUGGAUGAUUUGCUUCCGUUAACAUUUUUGGACUUCAUGCAGACUCUCCUACAGAUUUUUGGUGUGGUGGGUGUGGCAGUGGCAGUGAUUCCUUGGAUACUCAUCCCUUUAGUUCCACUUUUUAUUCUUUUCAUUUUUCUCCGACGGUAUUUCUUAGCCACAUCGAGAGAUAUUAAACGCCUGGAAUCCACAACUCGAAGUCCAGUAUUUUCCCACCUGUCAUCCUCUCUCCAGGGACUUUGGACUAUUCGGGCUUUGAAGGCAGAGCAAAGGUUUCAAAAAUUAUUUGAUGCUCACCAAGACCUUCACUCAGAGGCUUGGUUUCUAUUUUUGACAACCUCACGAUGGUUUGCUGUGCGUUUGGAUGCCAUCUGUGCCAUCUUUGUUAUAGUGGUUGCCUUCGGUUCCCUGCUUCUUGCAAAGACUCUGGAUGCAGGACAAGUUGGCUUGGCAUUGUCCUAUGCAAUCACUCUCAUGGGAAUGUUCCAGUGGGGUGUUAGACAAAGUGCUGAAGUUGAAAAUCUGAUGAUAUCAGUAGAAAGAGUAAUGGAAUACACAGAUCUUGAAAAAGAAGCUUCUUGGGAGUCCAGUAGGCGCCCACCACCCGACUGGCCAGCUCAGGGGAUGAUUGCAUUUGAAAAUGUUAACUUCACUUACAGCUUAGACGGACCUUUGGUGUUAAGGCACUUUUCUGCCUUAAUAAGAUCAAAAGAGAAGGUUGGAAUAGUGGGAAGAACAGGAGCUGGAAAGAGCUCUUUGAUAGCCGCCCUCUUUCGGCUGGCUGAGCCUGAAGGAAGAAUUUGGAUUGAUAAGUACCUGACAACAGAACUGGGACUCCAUGACUUGCGGAAGAAAAUUUCAAUUAUACCUCAGGAGCCUGUUUUGUUCACGGGAACUAUGAGGAGAAACCUGGACCCUUUCAGUGAAUACACUGAUGCAGAACUGUGGAAUGUCUUGGAAGAGGUGCAACUGAAGGAGACUGUGGAAGAUCUACCUGAUAAAAUGGAGACACAAUUAGCAGAAUCUGGAUCUAAUUUCAGUGUUGGUCAGAGACAACUGGUGUGCCUUGCCAGGGCAAUUCUCAAAAAAAAUCAAAUACUAAUUAUUGAUGAAGCAACAGCAAAUGUAGACCCAAGAACAGAUGAGUUGAUUCAAAAGACAAUUCGUGAAAAAUUUGCACAGUGCACUGUGCUGACAAUUGCACACAGGCUGAACACAAUUAUUGACAGUGACAAGAUUAUGGUUUUGGAUGCAGGAAGACUGAAAGAAUACGAUGAGCCAUACAUUCUGUUACAAGAGAGAGAGAGCCUGUUUUACAAGAUGGUGCAACAAGUGGGCAAGGCAGAAGCUGCUGCUCUGUUUGAAACAGCAGAACGGGUCUACUUCAGCAAGAAUUACCCAGAAGUGAUUCAAAAUGGUCAAGUUGUUGCGGACUCUUCACCAGAUUCCUCCUCAGGAUUCAUCAUUUCUGAGACUGCACUGUGAUCCCAAUUAAACACAGUUAUUUUCUAUACAUUUGCAAUCCUGAAAUUAUAAAUCUGAAACAAGUAAACCCUAGGUGACUGGUGCUUAAAGGAGGGUGGUUUCUUGCACUGGACAUCUAUACCGUUUAUUAGUGAGAAAAUAUAUCAUGUCCUGGUUAUGUUAAUUUCAGUGCAAUAAUUUUCUUUUUUUAUUAUUUCUGUUUCUAAAGGAGUUACAGACACAGAUCCUCUUUGAAAGCUAAUCUAGAGACUUUUCUUAUUAAAAGAGGUGCAGGACACUUAACAAAACUAGGAUGCUUUUUGGAGGUUUUUAAGAAACUGGAGUUCCCUUAUGUCUUUUGGAAACAUGCAAAAACAUUGUUGAGUUUGCAUUAAAAUGUUAACUUUGCUACAGCAAUUUUGAUAAUCUAUAACUCAGUUGUCUAAGGCAGCAUUUUAUAUAUACAUAUAUAUUCUUACUUCAUAUUUUUACACAGCUUUGUGAAUAGGCAAAAACAAGAACUGAAAAAGCCAAAAGUACAUUUAAUAGAGGAAAUAAAUAUCCAUGUAUUGGCAUGUUAAAUUAUUUUUUAAUUAAAUGUAGCAAUGUGCAUUCAUUGUCCAAAAAUGAAUGUAAAAAUUGCCAUUUUUCUUUCCUAAGAUCAAAAUGCAAAAGAAGCAAUGUUAACUUACUGAAUUAUAAUGAAAAUGGUCACAUUUUGCGUAUUUGCACUACACAAAUAUUGAAAUAAUUAACUUGCAUUCCACUUUAUCCAGGUAAUCAAAGAAAAAAGUAUUAAAAUAACUUGAAACAUCUGAAAUACUAGUCAUAAGCAAAUAUUUUGUAAUAGAAAGUUAUCUUCAGCACAGCACAUUGAAAUGUAUACAUUAUUUACAUUUAUUGUGCCUUAAUAUUUGUGCCUUCAAGCCAAAGCUCUAACUGCAGUUAAUGCAGCAAAUUGAUUCAAUAUACUUUUUAAUGUUUAAAAUUAGUAUAUUUAAUUAUCUUGUAUCAGGGAUUAUACCUGUUUAAUUGAAGCUCUUGAAAUUGUCAUUUUGGUGCACAUGCAUAGAAGGGUAAAAACAGCUAGAAUUGUUGAAUGGCCCCUGCUAAUGUUUAAGAAGAAUUUAAUGGGAGAUCUGUUAUGCCCUGAUUCAUCAAGUUAUUUUAACACAUAGCACUAUUUGCACGACUAAUAAAAAUAAGUAAGUGAAUUAUGUUCUUUGCAUUUCAGAAAGAUGCCUACAAUUUGAUAUUCAGUGCAGUCUAAGCCUAUUUGUCUUAUAGUUAGAGUGCACCUAUAUACGAGCAUUGAGGCUGCUCAAACGAGCUUUAGUUCAAGUACCCCCACUGCCAUUUUAAAGUUUAGGGAUGUUGAUCUACAAGAUGUGGUGGCACUUGAAUUAGAGCGGCUCUUGGAGCGGUUCUAAUUAAAGCGCUGGCUCCCCCACCCCUAGAGCACUUAUAAAAGUGCCGUUAAAGGGCAUUUACUGCUAGUAAAGUGUAGAGAUGGAAAAACACAAAUCACACUGAAAAUAUUGUUGGGGGGAAAAGGUGUUUUUUAAAAUGCUGCAAAAAAUUGAUAUUGCACUGUGUUGUACAUGCUGUUUUCCUAUGGGUCCCUUUGGCAAGCAUCCCAAGGACACUGGCAUAAAGCAAAGCAAUCCAUUUCUGCUACAUUUGGUUCCAAUUUGUCCAUCCACCUAGUUGUGGUAUUAUGGUUCCUUGUAAUGUUUUUUUAAGUUAGCCAGAGGUCCCAAAAUGAAUAAAAAUAAGGCAAACACAUGCCUAUCUCAUUUCAAACCUUUCUACCAGGGAUUAUCUAUUGAAAAUACAAAACUACUCUCUGUAAUAAAUUCAAAGCAGACCCCACACCACAGAAGCAAGGCUGAUUUGGAAGAGCUUUGUCCCGUAGACACCUAACAAAGUUUGUCCUAUCCAACACUGGCAAAGUUAAGGGACAGAAUCUUCAUUCCUUUCCUGCAGUAGUUUUCUAUAUAACAGGGCUUGCUGCACUGCUGUAGGAAAAGGAGAGAAAAGAGCAAAUAGCCAACAGGGUAUACUCCUGUAUACUACAUAUGUUUAAAGCAGAAAGCCACUCCUGAAGAACUGUGCUUUGUGACAUGCAAAAGGUGCAGCACUCCCUCUGUAGGGUUUUCUGUGGCUUGGGACAUUUGCCUAAACUAAAGCACUACAUUUCUGCUACUUUUGAUUCCAAUUUGUCCAUCUGCCCUGGUUGUGGUAUUAUGGUUUCUUGUAAUGUUUCACAGUUAACAACAAGUUCCAAAAUGAAACUCCAUCCUUUUAAUGAAUAGCACUUCCCUCCAUAGUAAUUAUCAUUGAAGUCAGUGGGGCUACAUUUUAUAUGAUGCUAGUCCUAAUAUGAGGGUCUCAUGUUCUGGUCUGUAAGUUUGGCUGGAGUCUAGUCUUACCUAACCUUGUUGUGCAGUCAUGUAAUUGUAUCACAAUCAUGUAAUUUCCAUGUAGUUACUUCGGGACUUACAACAUAGCAAGUUUUAAAUGGCUGAGAGGUCACAUCUGCACAGAAAACUUACUGCUCCAAGCAGUGGUGUAUUCAAAUAUGAGCUGACUCCUGAACUGAGAAAGUGUAGCCCUGUUUCCACCAUGCUGUGAGGAGGCUCGUUAGCAUAGCAGCAUCAUGCAGCCGUGCUGUUUAGCUUUUCUUCAAUGCCGUGUGAAUAUAGCCACAAUUCUGCUGGUUCAAGCAGCAGCCCAUAUGGAGCACGUUUGAAAGCUCUGCUGCUUGGCAUGGUAAGUUUGCUUUGCCUUGACAGUGCUCAUGAGACAAAGGUGCAAUUACACUGCUUCUGAUUCAGGAAACAGCCCUUUCAGAGCAACACAGUGUGUUUUAAGGGUGCCACUGCCAGGUCUAUUAAGCUGGCAGUCUAGACCUGGCUGAAGAAAAGUGUUGUGCUUGCUCUGUGUUGUAUGUUGUAAAUUUUUGUAAAUGAAAUAAGCAAGUGCCGACUUUUUGGCCACAAUUUGCAUCACUUUCAAGGAGAAUUAUGUGUAUGGAUCAAGGAUAUAAGGUGGUGCUAGGUAACUUCAGCUAAAAAUACAUCUGUGGCAAUAACACUUGAGUAGAACCAGAAGUUUUUGCCUUCCUCAGGCUUUCUGGGUUGAAAACUAGAGAAAUCCUAAUAUAUCAGGCAAUGAACUAGCAUAGUCUACUUAGCAGAAUUAACUUGAUAUUGUAGUUUUUUGAAUGUACACAAAACGUUAGGCAUCUUUGAGAGUGCUGAUUUUUCUGCUUAACAUGUUUUGAUGGGACAAGGCUGACUAUAUAUAUGAAAUCUCAAUGUAACACCAACUGAAAAACAAUGUAACCUGUUAAAAAGCACAAUUGGUACUAGUAUUUUCAUAGUCUGGUAACCUCUUGCAAUAUGUUACAUCUAUACUUCACUCUUUCUUUACAAAAAGAUAAGCUACGUGGUUGUAAGUUAGAUUUCACCAAGAAAUUGUUAUUCAGUUUGUUUCUUAAUGACUGCUGCAGUUAUAUUUAAAUGAUUAUUGAUGGUAACAGUGGUUGAUCCAUAUAUCUUCAGGCAAGCAAAAUAUUAGUUAUUGCACUGCACUAUUAACAGCGUAUUUAAACCUGGUAGUUAUUUAAGAUGUAGGAUGGACUUUGUCUUUCAUUCAGUGAGCCUCUUGAUUGCUUAAUGUAUGAAAUCUCUCCCCAGGCCAGCCUUUUUCAUUUCCUCUUCAGGUAGAAUUCACCACGGUAUCCACAUUUGAAAAUGCAUUUAAUUUAUUUGCAGCAACAAAACUGCACAAAAUUUACAUGCCUAAACAGGGAUUUCAUGGGAAUGAACUCAGUCAUGUAAGUUAGUAAAGGCUUUAGCAUAUUUCUUCACCAACAAUUCCCUUAAAAUUCACUAGAGUCUUCAUUCGAAUAUAUUACUGGAAGUAACUGGUCUUUUUUAAGAGAAGAGACAUCAAAACAGACAUUACAAGGUCAGAUUUUUGUAUUAUAUUAUAAUAAUAUGCUGCAAAUCACCACUAUAUAACUCUUUUUCGUCACUGUUGAGUGUAAGAGACUGGGAAGUGCCCCCAUUUAUGCUUUAAAAAAUUGUACUUCAGAUGAAAUACCUGUUCAUUUUUGUUAUAACUUAGAUCUUUGUGUAAAAGAGAGAAAAAUUCUAUACAAAUACACAGUCUUCUUUAAAACAGUGUUUUUCUCUGGCCCGGUAAGUCUAUAAGCGAAGUUCUGUCAAAUCCAUUCCUUUUGAAGAUACCAAGUCACUCUUCAGAUGUAGGCUGAAGUACUGCCACUAACAUUGUUCCCCAUCCUUAGAAGAGACAGGUGCUUGAUCUGGCCAAAAUCAGUUAUUCUGGUUAUCUGAGUGAUGUUGACUGGUUCUAACAACUUUCCCAGUCUGUGCUUAAAACGGUAGUAAUAUUAUUAUGCUUGUGGGUAAUCAUAGGCUGGAAAUAGAGGAGCCAAGUAAGGUACAAACCUCCCUGCCAGUCUUGCUCUUCACAUCACCCUGUCUCUCUCCCCAACAAGAACCUGACUUUGUGAUUUCUGUUUUGCUGUCUCUUCUCUUAAAAAAGUCCAGUUACUUCCAGUAAUAAUGAUGAUGUGCUUCUGACAUCAUAGCAGAAGAAUGGAGUUUUACAUACACUUUAGUAUCUGUAAUGUAACACUUUUUGACCAUUUAAACUCUGUUUUCUGUGGUGAACAUUUUUGUGUAAUGACUUCCUUACGAUGUUGUCAUGGAAGGUUUUUUAGUUGGUUAUUUACAAUGAAGCUCUUACACAAUAAAAUAUGAUUAUAAAAUCCUC
Messenger RNA from Gavialis gangeticus (Gharial), 8764 nucleotides. RefSeq names its product ATP binding cassette subfamily C member 4 (gene ABCC4). The transcript has 31 exons. The record is from RefSeq and is a predicted model, not a curated record. The coding region runs from base 116 to 3979 and encodes 1287 amino acids. Gene Ontology annotation, molecular function: ATP binding; ATP hydrolysis activity; ABC-type transporter activity. Gene Ontology annotation, biological process: transmembrane transport. NCBI's taxonomy places the organism in Eukaryota, Metazoa, Chordata, Crocodylia, Gavialidae. Gene Ontology annotation, cellular component: plasma membrane.